This is a messenger RNA of Trichobilharzia regenti, 1912 nucleotides long. NCBI's taxonomy places the organism in Eukaryota, Metazoa, Platyhelminthes, Trematoda, Strigeidida, Schistosomatidae. The record is from the annotation of a GenBank genome assembly.
UUUAUUUUCAAUAAUCUUCAUCGGCAUAGCUAUCCCUUUCUUUAAAAAACAUACUUUAAUUUUGAUAAAAUGACGAGAAAUUCCCCUUCAGCAUAUUUAAUUAUCAUAUUUCUUUCAACUCUGGAUCAUCUCGAAAACUUCUUUUUAAUCACACCUUAGUUUCACGUCAGCAUAAAUCGUGAUGAAUUUAAAUACGUCAAACUGUCAAAAACUUGUAGACGAUUUAAAGUUUAUAUGGAUUGAACAUGAGUUGGGACCUAAAAGAAUGUCAGUUACCCGACAAAUCUUAAUUGGAGUUGUUUACACAGCCAUUUUUUGUACCGGUUUGCUCGGAAACUUAGCUACGUGUAUUGUUAUUGUGCGCACUUCUUUCAUGCAUACAAGAACAAAUUGCUAUUUGUUCAGUUUAGCUAUCAGUGAUCUGUUAUUAUUAAUUUUUGGUCUACCUUUUGAACUUCAAUCAGUUGUGAAUGAAUCGUAUCCAUGGAGAAUGGGGACAGUUUUCUGUCGAUUUAGGAUCUUCCUAACUGAACUCUGUCCAUUAGUGAGCAUACUGAUAUUAACCAUAUUCAGUGCCGAACGAUACUUAUCAAUCUGUCAUCCAUUUAGAAAAAUGUUACGAUUUUCUCAGUACGAUGCUGGGCAUUCAUGUAACCGUACGUAUGUUCGUAAUGUCAGCUGUAAUACUUAUCUAAGCAGUGAAAGAAUAUCGAAAAAAAGAAGUGCACGAAAGGGAAGUGGUACACGACUAAACUGUUCAGUUGAUCAGUCCCAAUACAGGCGAGGUCACACAUCAUAUGCAGUCCAAAUCAGUGCGCUUAAAUCAUGUUUCCUACUAAUCUUUUGCGUCUGGGUUUUAGCAGGUUGCUGUGCCAUAGUGAUUGCCGGAUUGUCAAAGGUGUUUUAUGCUGUUUAUCUACCUACAAUAGACACAUUCGUCAACAGUACAUGCAGUGAUCAACAAUGUAUAUCAUAUAUCAAUUCCGAACAAUCAGCUGAUUGCCUACAAAAUGGUGAAAUGUGGGUGCCCGGAGAAGCUCUAUCUGAUUCAGCUGUAUGUGCACCCUCAAAAGAUUCAGAAUGGGCUGCAUAUAUGAGUAUUCCAGUUGUUCUACAAUUGUGGACAUUUUUAUUCUUUUUCACACCAAUGGUUAUAAUGUCUGUUUUGUACGGUCUAAUCGCAAUCCAACUGAAUCGAUCAAGUCUAAGUCUUCGUGCCCCAAGUAGGUUUAAUCUUCGAAAGAAUCAAACAACUGGUGGCAAAUUCAGAGUUCAUUCGUCCAGUAACGGAAGAAGAAGUAUUGUUAGAAUGCUUGUGGCUAUAGUUGUCGCGUUUUUCAUCUGUUGGGCACCAUUCCAUUUACAACGUGUCCUUACUUCUGCGAAUGUUCAGAUGACUUGGUUUUUUAUCGACUUCCUUUUCUAUGUAUCCGGAUUUCUGUAUUAUAUGAGUGCAACAGUAAACCCUAUCCUGUACAGCCUAAUGUCUGCUAGAUUUAGACGUGCAUUUUACUCUACAUUUAAAAUAAAACGGACAAGACGGGAAAAUUCAACAUGCAGACAUCCUACAGUUUCAACCGGCAUCAUUAGAACAAACAAUAAUACUGAUAAACUUAAUCAAACGGAAAGUGGACAACAGCAUACAAUUGAGAAUACUUCUUUACUUCAACGAUCUAACGAUGAAUAUAUUCAUUCUGUUGAUAAGAAACGUGAAAUGAUAGCUUAGUCGUAAAAAACUGAUUUGCAGCAUAGUUAAACAGUUUUCAUUAAAGUGUACAUAAUCAAACUAAGUUGUUCAUUUACCUGAUUUAAUUAACGUUUAUUUCCAGUGUUUGUAGUUUUUGAACGACUAGAACUGUAAGCCCUGAUACUUGAUUGCCUCUUCUGUCAUUUGAGGCUAAAUGGAUUUGGU